ACUUUUCGGUGUGAGACAUUCCAGCUUUCUUCCCCUUCCGUGAGUCCCUCCUUCUCUCUCCUCAGAGACCCCGCUCGCCUUACGGGUUGCCACCGCCGCAUCUCUCGCGCCCCGAGCGUGCAGGACGCGUGCGCGCGCGUGCGCGCGGCCGUCGGGUCCCCGCGCUCCCUCCCCCUCCCGCUCCUCUAUAACUUGGCUGGCUCGGAGGAGGCGCCGCCGGAGUCGGAGGGCGGGGAGCUCGGUGGAGGGAGCUCGAGAGUUGUGGAGGCUAGUGACUGGGAGAAGUCGCUGUCGGCUCUGGUCGGCUCCUUCCCGCUCCCGGUCUCUCUCACACCCCUGCUCCGCCUCCCGCCCCGGCCCGCGCCCUCGCUCCUUCUCUCGUCCGGGGCCUCUGCGGGUCGCUCUCCGGGUUUCGGCGCGGCGGGGGCGCCCCGGGGGUGCCCUCGCCCUCCGGGUGCGGGCAGACGGGCGGCGGGCGGGAUGUGGCGCCUGGUGCCCCCGAAGCUGGGCCGCCUGUCCCGCUCGCUGAAGCUGGCGGCUCUGGGCAGCCUGUUGGUGCUGAUGGUGCUGCACUCGCCGUCGCUGCUCGCCUCCUGGCAGCGCAACGAGCUGACCGACCGGCGCUUCCUGCAGCUCAAUAAGUGCCCGGCGUGCUUCGGCACGAGCUGGUGCCGCCGCUUCCUCAACGGGCAGGUGGUGUUCGAGGCGUGGGGCCGCUUGCGCCUGCUGGACUUCCUCAACGUGAAGAACGUCUACUUCGCGCAGUACGGCGAGCCCCGCGAGGGCGGCCGCCGCCGAGUGGUGCUCAAGCGCCUCGGCUCGCAGCGCGAGCUGGCGCAGCUCGACCAGAGCAUCUGCAAGCGGGCCACCGGCCGGCCCCGCUGCGACCUGCUCCAGGCCAUGCCCCGCACCGAGUUCGCGCGCCUCAACGGCGACGUGCGGCUGCUCACGCCCGAGGCGGUGGAGGGCUGGUCCGACCUGGUGCACUGCCCGUCGCAGCGCCUGCUGGACCGCCUAGUGCGCCGCUACGCCGAGACCAAGGACUCGGGUAGCUUCCUGCUCCGCAACCUCAAGGACUCGGAGCGCAUGCAGCUGCUGCUGACCCUGGCCUUCAACCCGGAGCCGCUAGUGCUACAGAGUUUUCCAUCUGAUGAAGGUUGGCCAUUUGCAAAAUACCUUGGAGCUUGUGGAAGAAUGGUGGCUGUAAAUUAUGUUGGAGAAGAACUGUGGAGUUACUUUAAUGCACCAUGGGAAAAACGAGUUGACCUCGCUUGGCAGUUAAUGGAAAUAGCAGAGCAGCUUACAAACAAUGACUUUGAAUUUGCACUCUACCUCCUGGAUGUCAGCUUUGACAAUUUUGCAGUUGGUCCUAGAGAUGGGAAGGUAAUCAUUGUGGAUGCUGAAAAUGUUUUGGUUGCUGACAAAAGGUUAAUUAGACAAAAUAAACCUGAAAAUUGGGAUGUGUGGUAUGAAAGCAAAUUUGAUGACUGUGAUAAGGAGGCUUGCUUAUCAUUUUCAAAAGAAAUUCUUUGUGCUCGUGCCACUGUGGACCACAAUUAUUAUGCUGUUUGUCAGAACCUCUUAUCCAGACAUGCCACCUGGCGUGGCACUUCCGGAGGCCUGCUCCACGACCCACCGAGUGACAUCGUCCGAGAUGGCCGACUAGAGGCCUUGCUGGAUGAGUGCGCCAACCCAAAGAAGCGCUAUGGCAGAUUCCAGGCUGCAAAAGAACUGCGUGAAUAUUUAGCACAAUUAAGUAACAAUGUGAGGUAGUCUAUGGUGAACUUUUCUUUUCUCCAUUUAAGUAGCACUGGCGAAAAUGAAACCACCAAAAAGUAUCUAGAAAAAGGAAAUUAGUAAGUAAUACAUUCAGAGGAUAAACUUGCACUGAUAGAUCUUAUGUUAACAUCCGUCAAAAUGAGACAUUACUUCAAAAUCACAUGAUCCUUCUGCAGAUGAGUUUGUUCUUACACUGUGGAGGCUUGAGCUCUCAGUGACUGCUUUGUCCGCCUGAACGCCUGAGUGCGUUAAUGAAUAUUGUUAAGCUAUUGGAGAUGAAUCUGAUAGUUACAUUGGCUUGUGUAUCAAAGGGUACUUGGUACUUAGUUUGCAUUACUAUCACGAUUUUGUGAAUCUCUUGCAUUUACUUUGAAUGUCAAGUUAGAUUGGUCUGUUUUAUAGGCCACUUGUUCCUUCUGAUGUGUAGGGGGUUUUUGGUUUUUUUUCCCAUUUUUAUGUUUUAUUAUUCAAUUUUACACAUUCAGGUUACUGUAGCUAUUCAUUUUAAAUUUGGACUAGUUUCCAUUCAGUGCUAUACGGUACACAUUAACUGUUAGGGCAGGAUUCCCAGGUUUACUGUGUUUUCUUCAGAAAGCUGAGUAUUUUAUUAUGUAAAUACUUUUAUCCCCACUUUCUGUGGUUUCACCAUUGCAUGAGAUCAUUUAAGGUUAUUUAAUGGUUACAUCACUCUAUGCCAAUAAUUAUAAGUGUACACUAAACAUGAAAUUUGGCAUAUGUAGCAAAAUGUUAUUUAAAAGGCUUUAAGAAGAGUACUAGUAAUCUUCACCUCGAUGUUAAUUUUGAUUGAGGAAAAAAGUAACCCAGUAUUUUUAAAAUGCUAACUAGUCCAAGAUAGUAAUGCAUAUGCCAAAGAAAUAUUAGACCUAGUUCCAUGGGUAGGUUUUAAAAUUGGUCACCUAAUCCUUCUUAUUGUUCCAUUCUUCCAGUACUUUAACUCGGUCAUUAUUCAGUUCAGGUCUCCCUGGUUAUUUUUUUAUGUUGAGAAGUUAAGCUACUGCUUCCUCACAUACGUAACUUGAAAGAUAUCUUACCUUUUAUUCAUCGGUACUUCUGCAAAAAUUAGAACGGUCGUCUUGUCUGAGUUUAAUCAGGUAUCAUAACGUUUUAAUUGAUGGACUAGUAAUUUUUCCUGUAACCAGAUGGUUUAGCCCAUCUGCCCAGCUUGGUCUUCAUUACCCAGUUUUUAAGCAUCAAAAUUUAAGUAUGUGGAUAGAAAGGAACCAGCGUGUGAAAUUUGUGGACUAUUUUAAAAGUUGCAAUAUAUAUUGACUAUCACAAACAGUGAUAUUUUUCUGUUUGAAAUCAUUGCUUUUGUUUAUGGCAAAGUUUGAUGUAGUAUACAGUAUUUAGUUAUAGAUUCACUUUAUUCUUAACCAUAAAGUGAUUAAAAUAUACACAACCAAAGCCAGGUUUGUUUUUGUUUCUCCUCCAUUCCUUCAGCAACUAUUUAUUGAACAUCCACGCUGUGCCAGGCACAGUGCUAGCUGCUACACACUGAACAUGACGUGGUUGUCACACACCUUCAUGUUGGUAUUUCCUAAGUUGGAAUAGCAUUCGUUAAGUUAGGAUGAUGCUUUUGUGUUAGUUUACUGUUGUAAUGGAAAUUCUACUUGUACCAUCUGUAACUGGGUUACUAUAAAAAGAGCAGGAUGAAAUUAAUAAAGGUGAUCCCAGUUUAAAACUGGAAGAAGGGUAAGAUCUCUCCAUUAUAAAAUAGGUUGCAAUAGGUUAACUUUUAUACAUCAGUACGUUACCUAUAUCAACUAACCCUCAAAGAAACAUUUAAGUGCUAGAAAUUUUUACUAAGCUGACUUUUUACAACUUUGGAAAACUUGAGGGGAGUAAGUAAAAUUACUUGUCCGACAUUCGUCUCUUACUCAAAACUCCAAGUAAAAUACACGUUUUCAAAAUGGACACCUUUUAUAUUGAUAAAUAUUCAUUGCAAACUUUAGAAUGCCAAUCACAGAGGGGUUGUCUUCCUGUGGUUUAGCAAACAUUUAUCUUACUUUUGGGAAGAGUGAUUUGUGAUUGCAGAACAGGAAGUGAGAAAACAGCUGCCAGCAGUGAUUGCUACUGGAGGUAGUUUUUUUAUAACUACCAUUUUCCCCAUGAGAUUAUGUGGAAUUUCUCUUAUCUUUGGAAAAGGUUGAGGAGAAGAUAGUAAAAGAAUUAGGAAUUUAAAAUUACAGGGAAAAAUAUGUAUGUGAAAAGCAAUAAAUAUUUUGUUCACUUUGCUAUCAAGAUAUUCACUAUCAGAUAUUUAUUAUACAGCAGCAAUUUAUAUUUUUAAUCAUUGCCCAUUAAUAGACACAGUAAAAUAUUUUUGAAUCAGACAUUUGGGGUUUGUAUGUGCAUUAAAAUUGUCUUUUGUACUGUAAGUUACUGUUUAAUUUGAAUAUUUUAUCAGAACUGUCUCCCUGUGCCUUUACAAUAUAAAGUUGUUUCUACAACUUUAAUGAUCUUAAUAAAGAAUACUUUA
Molecule: messenger RNA, 4279 nt
Organism: Rhinolophus ferrumequinum (greater horseshoe bat)
Lineage: Eukaryota; Metazoa; Chordata; Mammalia; Chiroptera; Rhinolophidae
Gene: DIPK2A
Product: divergent protein kinase domain 2A
Exons: 3
Coding region: 481-1773 (430 amino acids)
Biological process (GO): cardiac muscle cell proliferation; regulation of phosphatidylinositol 3-kinase/protein kinase B signal transduction
Cellular component (GO): COPI vesicle coat
Source: RefSeq, a predicted model, not a curated record